Messenger RNA from Cercopithifilaria johnstoni, 327 nucleotides. Lineage: Eukaryota; Metazoa; Nematoda; Chromadorea; Rhabditida; Onchocercidae. The record is from the annotation of a GenBank genome assembly.
AUGCAGGCUGACCUUUCGUACUAUUCACAUACCGUUGAGUGUAAUUUCUUGAUUGAACGUAUGAAGCGUUGUUAUGCUAAUCAUUCUUUUGGAAAAUUUUUUGGUUACUGUGAUAAAGAUGCAAAUGAUGUCGCCCUUUGUUGCCAUGAGGAACGAAUUCUAAAAAGUAAAAAUAAUCCACGAUAUUCUCCGAGACCAGAGGAGAAUCGUUGUUUGCCAGAAAGUUCGUAUACGGCUACUCUCAAGAAGCUGAAAGAAGAAGGUGUACUUGUUAUUAGACCAGAAGAUUGCGAGCAGCGACAUUUUCGGCAAUCAGAAACAUCCUGA